AUGUGGAAGGGGCUUGUUGUAGUGCAUUUCAUUGUCGUUCGAAAUAUUAUUUCACAACCAGUUAUAGAAAAUGGUCAGGUGAAUAGGCAGACGAAUUUUGAGGAAUGUUGUCCAUGCCCCGGAUCUAGAGAUGGAGAUAGCAAUUUCAGGGACCAAGAUUCAUUAUCAACAAUAAGCUCCAAUGCUCGCGUCCCCGUGGAUGACUGUCCCUGUCGAUUAACGGGAGUUGAUUCUGAGGCGUCGCCAUCCAUGUUUUAUCCAUCUUCCUUACGAGCCGCGUAUCCUAGAGAAAGGAUAGAGAAACCUAAAGAAGAAGCUAAACCGCUUCUUCAACCGGAAGUAGGAUUAGCUUCAUCAGUUUUGGAGACUUUACGAGAAGCUACCAGUGAAGAAUAUCAAAACGCGUUAGAAAGAGAUGCAGCAAGAAGUGCAAUGAGAGUAGAUAAAUCGGACUUGCUUGACUCAGAACAUGACAAUACAAGAAAUUUGGUCACCAUUGUAAUUAGCUCAAAGGCUGAUUUGAACAACGACGAUACUCUUUCAGAAGCCUCACAUGUGCAAGAAACCAGAUGUAUUCAUAGUCCAUUAGGAAAUUCAAAUAUUUUGGGUCGUCAACGUUUAACAUCUCCGCGAUUAUCAAAAGAAAUGAUAUUACCAAAGCAUAAAUCUGAGAGCUUACUACAUAAAUCAUUAUCUGACAUGGACAACAGUGCUAGUAACAUACAAGAAAGAAUCAACGUUAAAAAUAACGAUUUAAGCACUAAAUUUAAAGUAAAUCCAUCGUUGCUAAAUGAUUUUUCAAUUAUCGGAGAGGAGCGAAUAGAAGAUAAUUCAAAUACAUGGCAAGAAGCUAGAGCAAGCAUUCAAAAUAUUCCUUGUGAAAGUCAAAAUAAUUUAGAGAGUGGACGGGAAUUCAGUAGCAGCCCAUCAUUUAGAUUAGCCACGCUAAAGAAUAAGUUACGUGACCUUUCUGAAUUGAGAAAUGCGAAACGUCUGAAUAACAAUUUGCAUACAGUUCUAAAACAAAACAGCUUGAGUAACAUUAAUUCUGGGCAUGAUGAUUCUGCUACAGAUUUGACGACAUUAAACUCUCAAUUGCAAUCGUCAUUGGAUACCAUAUAUGAUCGUCAACAUCCAAUCGUUAAAAAUAUAUUGAAAUUAAAAGACGUCGAGCUUAUUCUACCAAGAAAAACCUCCAAUAAAGGUUCCACAAAAGAAAAAAUAUAUAAUGAUUUAAAAGCUGCUCGAAUAGAAAACAACAAUGAUAUUUUCAAAACAUCUAGUACAAUCAUUAAAAACGAUCACAUUAUAAAUACAGGUGAGUGUGAUGUUAUUGUAAAUGCAAGUGAUUUAAAGGAAAAUUUAGGAAAAGAAUCAGAUGAAAUAAUAAAACAUCAAUCUCCAAUACCACCCAAUUCUUCCGAAAUUUCGCUAGUUACUAACCAAGACUCUAAUGAAGAUGAAAUAAGGAAUUUAAAUGAUAAUUUGAAUGAAAAUGUCGUUUCAAGCGAUAUAAGUGAAAUUGCUGACACCUUUGAUUCUGAUGAAGACCAAGAUUUUGUUGGUAAAAUUAGUAAUGAGAAUUUUGAACAUAAAAUCUCAGAAAACGAUAAAGACCACAAAGACAAUAAUAAAAUUGAAGAUUUAGCUUCUGAAACGAGCGAUGAUACAAUUAAAAUACUUGAAAAAGAGAUAAACACACAAAAUGAUGAUCCAGGUGUUAAUGACAGUAGUAUAAAUGAGGACGUACACGAUGAAGAAAAUAAUUUAAAAAUAACGCAGGAUAAAAAAGGAAGUGCUAGUUAUCCGAUAAAACAAAAAACUAAUCGCUUUGCAUCAUUUAAAGCCGAUAUUAUAGGAAGAUUGGAAAAUCUAAAACAGACCAUCAAAUCAAAUUUACAUGACACAGAUUUAAGCCCACCUAGAAAAACUGAAAAAAGUAACAGUAAUCGGGAUGUAGAGAAUGGAAUAAAUUUUAUAUCUAAAAGUUUUAAUGAUGUAACUAUUCAUGACUUACAAAAAAUCUCUAAUUCUCUUCUUAAUCAGGAAAACCAGCUAAGAGUCAGAAAUUCGUCUUUGAAAGAUUCAGGUUGUAAUAACGAUGAUUCAAUAAGUAACACUGAAAAUUCUUUGUUAUCGAGUAAUAUGGUAAAUGACAAUGUAAGCGACCCUUCAGAAGUAGAUUACGCAAAAAUAAAAUUGGAUGGGAACAUAUUUUCAUCAGAAGUUUUAUCAGAUUCUGAUAAUGAUGGAAUAUUUAAGAAUUCAAAGUCACCAAUGCAACAAGAAACUCAUGAUUCACAAAGUUCUGAGCACAUUUGUUAUGUAAGUUCUAACGAAAAUUCUUUCCAAACAGGUGAAGAUAAAGAUAAUACAGAUACAGAUUCAGAGGAUAUUACAUCAAUAGAUGAAAUGUCACUCCAAGCUAGUAAUUCUAAAUAUGAUGCCAUGCGGCCACAACUGAAUGACAAUAACCUAAGAUCUUCUUUACCUCAGGAUAUCAUAGUUCAACCAUCUUUCCCAACAGAAGGAUUUAAUCUGUUUAUGAAACCUUUUCAAAUACCUACUUUAGAUGAAAUUAGCCAAGGAAUCACACAAAUUAUAAAUGAAGGUCAACGUCAAGUAGAAGAACCUAGAUCAAGUGAUUUUGACCCUUUAACUGAAAGUUCAAACUUAAAUUCCAUAUUUUCUUCGAAUAUAAGAUCCAAACCACCUAAAUCUAGCCGUUUUGAAGAUGUUGACAUAGAUGUUUAUCAAUUGAGACCCUUGCAAAAGAUGAGAUCUAAUCCAGUAAUAGCUUUGCCGAGACUAAAUAUAAACUCAUUUAAAACUAAAUUGGCUUUACCGGAGACUGGGAUUAUAAAACCAUUAAAAUUAGAAUCAGUUUUAGGUAAUAAUGAGGGUAUACUUGGAGCAACUUUAUCUUUAAGCUCUGAUGGAUCAAAAUCAAAAGCAAAAUCUAAAUCUAAAUUAGCAUCCGAUGUUUUGGGAAUCUCUUUAAGGGAAGUGCCUACCUUAGACGAUAUACGAAGUUUACUACAGUCGAACGCUAAAAAUAUCUUUAAAUCACCAGUAAUUGAAAUUCCGAAAUCAAAUAUAAUGGAUAGAACUCUUUUCUCUGGACACUCUUUAAAUGAUUUUACAGAUAAUCUUAAAUAUCGUACAGAUAACGCAUUAAAAUCUAUACAAAACAAUUUGGAAGAAGUAAAUUUAGGUAAUACAUUGCAAAACACCAGAAUGGAUUCUAAGGAUUUUUUGGAAUCAAUAGGAAGAAAGAGAGAUGAUGUGAAAGAAAAAUUAUAUGCCAUACACGAAGACUUAAAUGAUAGGCUAACAUCUAUUCACGAAAAACUAUCCGAUCAGAUUAAUUUACAAUCUAUGAAUAUACCUACUUACGAAGAAAUGGGUAAAAGUUUGAGCUCGCCUACCAGAAUUGGCUUUGAAAAAGGUGACGAUUUAAAAAAAAUACUUUCUACAAAAGUUCCAGAUAGAGAACACAAUUUUCAAUCUAGGUCUGGUUUGUCAUCACAAGAUGAAAUGUUUAUAAAAAACAGAAUGAAGCCACUGAAAAAGUCACACGCUUUCAAUGCUCUAAGCAAAAAUGAUGGUAAGCGUACCUUCAAACAAAACUUGGAAAUUAUUGAUAAAAUACCCUCAGACGGAAUGAGAAAAGUUUCAAAUUUACACCAAGAAAAGCCUUUUAGCAAUUUAAUAAACUUUGGGAAGCAUAGUGGAUCUAUCCCAUUAAAAAAUAAUAAAGUUAAGAUAACAUUUUCUACUACUACAUUUAAACCAAUUAUAGAACCUAAAUAUUACAAGAAAACUGCCGUAGACUAUCCUACAAAGUUAUCUUUAGGAUCGUUAAGGAAUGAUAUGAAUGAUGAGCAUAAAUCAAAAAAUGCGAGGAUAAAAUCUAUUGAGAACUCUCAUCGGUUACCGAGUGAAUUAAUUCCAUCAAGAAUGCGGCCUUUAGACAGGUUACCGGGUGAAAACAAAGGGGUAAAAAAUUCUCAAAAAGGUUUAGAUAUUAAUACUCCAUUAAAGAAAAGUUUUAAUGUAAAUAACGGUCUAUCUGAGUUUACGAACAUGGAUUCGGAUGAAAAACAUAAAACAAAACAGAAACCGGCAGUAUUUAAAGAUUUCCCUGUUUCCAAUCAAGCACUUUCUCAACAACCGUUUUCGCUAAAAGCGAAAGAAAAUUCUUUUAUCUCAAAUGUACGGGAAGCAAUUCGAGUUCGAUUAGCAAAUAUAACGCCUAUUUCAAAAACUCUGCCAUUAAAUGAAGAUAAAGUGAAAUCAUCUUUAGACACAAUAGAAUCACCAUCAGAAAAUGUGAAAGCCAUUAGUGUGAUGGAUAAACCAUUAAAAGAAAAUACGUCUUAUAAGUGUACUAUGAUGAACAUGCUCGGUAUCAAUAUGAGAAAUUUGAAUAAAUUAGUGAUUGUUUAUUUUCUCCUGUGUUUUGCUGACUUUGGAAUUCUCGAAGGAAAAGCAGCGGCGGAGCUCACAAAGGACUGGCAAUGCGCGGCGCGGGCCAUCAAAGGAAAAUCUGUUGUGUGUGUUUGUAACGACACCUAUUGCGACACAAUCACUAGAGAUAUUCCUGCUAAAGGCAGUUACGUCUCUUACACGUCUUCAGAGGAUGGUUCGAGAUUUAAGAAGAGAAGUGGAAAGCUGCAAUGUAAGGUAACAAAAAGAUGCAAGUACUUCUUUGAAUUGCACCCGGACACAAAGUAUCAGACGAUAGAAGGCUUCGGGACCGCGGCCACUGGAACCGCUGGAUAUAAUCUAAGAAGCUUGCCGCGUUCCGCGCAGGAAAACUUGAUUAAAUCCUACUUUAGUGACGAGGGCUUGGAGUAUAACAUGCUUCGGGUUCCGAUCGGUGGGAGUGACUUCUCCCUGAGUGAGUUCGCCUACAACGAGUUGCCAGUCGACGACUAUCAUUUGACGAACUAUACGCUGUCCAGCGAAGAUCACCACUAUAAGAUACCUAUAAUAAAAAGAAUGAUGGAUAUGUCUACAUCGCCUGUACACGUCAUCGCCUCUACCUGGUCGCCUCCUAAUUGGAUGAAGUACUAUACGGAACACAAUCCCACGUGUGGUUACCUGAAGAAUGAAUUCUACCAGACGUACGCUGAUUAUCACUUGAAAUUUUUGGAAAAAUACGCCUUGGAAGGUAUUCCGGUUUGGGGAAUCACAACGACCAAUGAGCCGACAGUUGCCUUCUCUGAUAUACCAGCCAAGAUCUGCAUAGGAUUUACUGCAAAACAAAUGGGUAAAUUUAUAGCAGAAAAUCUGGGGCCGACGAUUCGCAAUUCAACGUUUAAAGAUACCAAGAUCCUUGCGCUGGAUGAUCAGCGGUAUACGAUUUCCAGUGAUUUCUAUGACAUUAUAAAGAAUUAUCCUGAGGUGUUGGACUAUAUCGAUGGCAUAGCAGUUCACUUUUACUACGACACGAGCACUCCCGUUCAAACGCUCAAGAAUGUGUAUGGGAGGUAUCCAGAACUUUUUGUAAUCGCUACCGAAGCUUGUAGAGGAAAUCUGCCAAAUGAGAAACAAGUCGAUUUAGGAUCUUGGGACAGAGCUGAGAGCUACAUCAAAGACAUUAUUCAGGAUUUAAACAACAAUAUCGUUGGAUGGAUGGACUGGAAUUACUGUCUAAACAAAAAUGGAGGUCCAAAUUGGGCGGAGGAUUAUGUGGACUCUCCUAUAAUUGUGGAUGCGGAACGAGGGGAAUUUCUUAAGCAGCCAAUGUUCUACGCAAUGGGGCAUUUCUCGAAGUUCAUUCCACGUGGCUCUAGAAGGAUCAGGGUGGAGCAGAAGUGUUUAUCCAAAUAUAUUGACGAGGUUGCAUUUUUGACGCCACAGAACACCGUCGUCCUUGUGAUUUAUAAUGAGUAA
Parnassius apollo (apollo) is the source of this 5901-nucleotide messenger RNA. NCBI's taxonomy places the organism in Eukaryota, Metazoa, Arthropoda, Insecta, Lepidoptera, Papilionidae. The record is from the annotation of a GenBank genome assembly.